CGCGUAUAUGACAGCACGACCCGUAAUCCCGCAUUUACCUCAUCGUCGCAGAUGCAGUCUCAAGCGACACCAUAUAACACCGGCAGCGUUGUUCCUUAGAAUACAGGUUCCCAGUCCACGCUCCAACCAUGAAUCUGACCCUAUACAAAGAAGUACUCGUCCAACGAGGCCUCACAUACCGGUACUACUGGUCUCCACCGGCCCUAGGAAAGCCCGCUCUGCUCCUCUUGCACGGCUUUCCGUCGACCGCCUACGACUGGCACAAGCAGGUCGCCUACUUCCAACCGCUGGGAUACGGUAUUUUAGCUCCAGACCUCUUGGGAGCCGGAGGUACCGCCAAGCCCUUGGAUGCUCAAGCGUUUAGAAUGAACGCCAUGGCGCGCGACAUCAUGGACAUCCUUGCGGUCGAAGGAGUCGACAAGGUGGUCGGAAUAAGCCACGAUUGGGGCUCGCCGCUCCAUUCCCGCCUUGCUGUCCUUUACCCCGAUGCGUUCCUCGCGCAUGGGUGGCUCGCGGUCGCGUUCUCGGAGCCCAUCACCACUCACUUCGAUCUCGAGAAAGAGCUGGCGCGUACUAAAGAGGUGCUCGGGUACGAAGCUUUCGCGUACUGGCAGUUCCUGUUAAGGGACAAUGCCAGCAGCGUCGUUCAGAAGCACGUCGACAGCUUCCUCCAGAUCGCGUAUACGGAGGACGCGGAGAACUGGCGUAUCUACCUGGUGCAGCGCGGAAAGUUUGCGGAAUUCGUUGAAGGGAACGUGCAGCUUGGACGACCGUCCUACCUCGAGUACCAGGAAUACACAGCUCUCCGCGACGCACUACUCGCGAACGGGAUCCAGUCCUCCGUAAAUUGGUACCGCGCACAGGUGGAGAAUGUCAACCUGCAGGAUAGUCUCAGAAUUCCCAAAGAGGCAUGGAAGCUGAAAGCGCCUUCAGUUGUCUUCCUCGCGCUGAAAGACUAUGUGUGCACGCCUCAGGCGGCAAAAACUUUCAUGGAGAAGUACGGGGCGGAGGUCGAGUACUAUGACGUAGAGAGCGGCCACUGGCCUCAUCUCGAACGCGCUGACGAGGUGAAUGAUGCCUUGCGUGGGUGGUUGGAGGGCCAUGGCUGGUGA
Trametes versicolor FP-101664 SS1 is the source of this 1112-nucleotide messenger RNA. Its product is annotated as alpha/beta-hydrolase. Gene Ontology annotation, molecular function: hydrolase activity. Lineage: Eukaryota; Fungi; Basidiomycota; Agaricomycetes; Polyporales; Polyporaceae. The transcript is spliced from 5 exons. The record is from RefSeq and is a predicted model, not a curated record. Bases 129 to 1112 code for a protein of 327 amino acids.